Messenger RNA from Choloepus didactylus (southern two-toed sloth), 6197 nucleotides. It is a transcript of the gene SLC7A1, whose product is annotated as solute carrier family 7 member 1. The transcript is spliced from 11 exons. Bases 1 to 1890 code for a protein of 629 amino acids. Lineage: Eukaryota; Metazoa; Chordata; Mammalia; Pilosa; Megalonychidae. Gene Ontology annotation, cellular component: plasma membrane. Gene Ontology annotation, molecular function: amino acid transmembrane transporter activity. The record is from RefSeq and is a predicted model, not a curated record. Gene Ontology annotation, biological process: amino acid transport; transmembrane transport.
AUGGGCUGCAAGGGUCUGCUGGGCCUUGGGCAGCAGCUGCUGCGCCGCAAGGUGGUAGACUGCAGCCGGGAGGAGAGCCGGCUGUCCCGCUGUCUCAACACCUUCGACCUGGUGGCCCUGGGCGUGGGCAGCACACUGGGCGCUGGUGUGUAUGUGCUGGCCGGCGCCGUGGCCCGUGAGGAUGCCGGCCCUGCCAUCGUCAUCUCCUUCCUCAUUGCAGCACUGGCCUCGGUGCUGGCUGGCCUCUGCUAUGGCGAGUUCGGGGCUCGCGUCCCCAAGACGGGCUCGGCCUACCUGUACAGCUAUGUCACCGUGGGUGAGCUCUGGGCCUUCAUCACUGGCUGGAACCUCAUCCUCUCCUACAUUAUCGGUACUUCCAGCGUGGCGAGAGCCUGGAGCGCCACGUUCGACGAGCUCAUCGGCAAGCCCAUCGUGGAGUUCUCGCGGACGCACAUGGCCCUGAACGCCCCCGGAGUGCUGGCUGAAAACCCAGACGUGUUUGCUGUGGUCAUCAUUCUCAUCCUGACAGGACUGCUCACUCUGGGAGUGAAGGAAUCGGCCAUGGUCAACAAGAUCUUCACGUGCAUCAACGUGCUGGUGUUGGGCUUCAUCAUGGUGUCGGGCUUCGUGAAGGGGUCCAUCAAGAACUGGCAGCUCGCCGGGGAGGACUUCCGGAACGCGUCCGGGCACCUGUGCCUGAACAAUGACACGAAGGAAGGGAAGCCUGACGCCGGGGGAUUCAUGCCCUUUGGAUUCUCUGGCGUCCUGUCGGGCGCGGCGACCUGCUUUUACGCCUUCGUGGGCUUCGACUGCAUCGCCACCACAGGGGAAGAAGUCAAGAACCCCCAGAAAGCCAUCCCCGUGGGCAUCGUGGCGUCCCUCCUCAUUUGCUUCGUGGCCUACUUCGGGGUGUCGGCCGCCCUCACACUCAUGAUGCCGUACUUCUGCCUGGACAAGGACAGCCCCUUGCCGGACGCCUUCAAGCACGUGGGCUGGGAGGGCGCCAAGUACGCGGUGGCCAUCGGCUCCCUGUGCGCACUGUCCACCAGUCUUUUAGGUUCCAUGUUUCCCAUGCCUCGAGUUAUUUACGCCAUGGCUGAAGAUGGGCUGCUAUUUAAAUUUUUGGCCAAAAUCAACGACAGGACCAAAACUCCAAUUAUAGCCACGUUAACCUCGGGGGCCAUCGCCGCUGUGAUGGCCUUCCUCUUCGACCUGAAGGACCUAGUGGACCUUAUGUCCAUCGGGACUCUCCUGGCUUACUCCUUGGUGGCUGCCUGCGUGUUGGUCUUACGGUAUCAGCCAGAGCAGCCUAACCUGGUAUACCAGAUGGCCAGAACCACAGAUGAGCUCGAUCAAGUGGACCAGAGUGAACUGGUGAACAACACUGACUCUCAGACAGACAUUUUACCAGAUGCAGAGAAAUUUUCUUUGAAAACCAUGCUGUCGCCAAAAAAUACGGAGCCUUCCAAGUUUUCAGGGCAAAUCGUGAACAUCUCGACCUGCCUCAUAGCCAUCCUCAUCAUCACCUUCUGCACUGUGGCCGUGCUGGGAAGUGAGGCGCUGGCAGCUGGGGGGCUGUGGGCCAUCUUCAUGCUCACAGGCUGCGUCCUUCUCUGUGCCAUGGUCACUGGGAUCAUCUGGAGGCAGCCUGAGAGCAAAACCAAGCUCUCCUUCAAGGUGCCCUUCCUGCCGCUUCUCCCCAUCCUGAGCAUCUUGGUGAACGUGUACCUCAUGAUGCAGCUGGACCGGGGCACGUGGGUGCGGUUCGCCGUGUGGAUGCUUGUCGGCUUUGCCAUCUACUUUGGCUACGGCCUGUGGCACAGUGAGGAGGCGUCCCUGGCCGCUGACCCAGCAAGGACUCCUGAUGGCGAGUUGGGUCACUGCAAGUGACGGCACAGCCCCCGCCCCCCAGGGACGCCUGCGAGGGCUGGAACGCACCUUCACCCCUGCCGCCUGUGGGACAGGAAAAACCCAACUCCAGAGAGCAGCACAAGGUGCCUUUGCUUGACCUGCGGCCUCAGCCCCCAGCCUGCAUUUCCUGCGCAGACUGCGACCUCCGGGGGGUCCCGGGAACCCUCAGGCUGCGGGGGCCAGGCUGCCUGGCUGCGACCACGUCUCCUCGCUUCUCUCUGAAGAGAAAAAGCAGCUCCUCUGUCUCCAGCUCCCUGUCCUCACCGCUGCGGCCAUGUGCAGGUGGACGUCACCUGCUCUCCUCACCUUGGGGUCCAGGGCUCCCUCCCCGGGGGCUGCUUCUGGUAUCGAGGUUGAGCGUACUCCAAACUUAGUGCCCUCGCCCUCCUCAGCCCCACGCGGCCGGCCACACAUGCACGACCGUCCCCCGAAGCCGAGCGUGCCCCACAGCCCCUGACCCACAGAGCCACACUGCAGUGUGUGACUCCGAAAAGAGCAACAGGACGGUUGUCCCUUCUGCUGCCCUCUUAGCUCACUCCAGAAGGGCUUUUAGAGACCCAUCUCUAGGACCGUGUCCGCCCCCACUGGUUUCCGCUUCCAGACAGGGCCAGGGCUCUGUGCUGUGACGACGCCCGUGCACAACUGGAAGCGCCAGGGUCACAUCUCGGACCAGGGAGGAGGGAGCGCUCCGCUGCAGAACAGGGUUUUGCUUCCCUGUGCAGAUGAGGGGCGUUCCCAGCGCCGUCGCCACCAGGCCCUGCUUGUCCUGCCGCUUCCAGACUCCUCUCCGUGGGCCACGUGUCCUUAGCAGCUGCAACACGAGGCCCCGUCAGCCGGGCAGGCUCCGGAUCAGCAGAGCUGAGAACUGGCUUCUCCGAGGGUCUCUGCCACCCUCCCAGGCUCCUUCCAGGCCACCCCAGCCCCUGACUCCAUCCGCUGACCCCUUUCCAAGUCUGUUCAGAUUGAGUUCUCCUGUUUGUCACCAUGAAUCACUCCACCCAGCUCAGUUGGGGCUUAACGUUACCUUGGAAAUUGGCCAAACAAGAGAGCCCACCACAAGGGUCCUCCAUCGGGGAGCGUGGCCUGGGGCCGCGCUGCUCUCCCUCGUGAGCCUGUGGGUCACUCCCACAAUGCCCGUGUCCACCGAGGAGGCCGUCGCCUGCCCUGGCCUCGUGCUGCCUGUUGCUGGACCCACGUGCUCUCCAUCCCCACGGGCGCCCCUUCCCCACCUCCCCUCCGGCCCGACAGGUGGACACACACUCCCCGUGGGUUGAGGCUGGGAAAACAGACGCCAUGGCCUCACUUCUCUCCCGGGUGUGGUGAAGGCCGUGGGGCUGGGGGUUGUGUCUGCUGGCGUAAGCAGUGUGCACCACGGAAAACGUCAGGACUGGGUUCAAAGCUCUGUUUCCCAUUGCAGCAGCCGAGGGUGCUUGUCUGCCUCUCCAACCCAGAAGUCUUCUUGGAGAGAAAAGUGACAAGCAGCCAAAUGGCCAUAAGGCUGGGGGGCUCCUCAGCCAGGGGAGGGGAUGGGGAUGCGAGGGCUCAAUAGUCUCCCAGGUUGCUCACCGUGCUGGGGGCUUUACUCUAAAUUCCAGAGGGAGGAUCGAAAGAGCCCACAGCUCAGAUUUCCAAAGAAAGUUACGGACAUUUAUGUAGACUGGUGCUGUAAAAUAUUUUGAUAAAUGUUAACUUAUUUUGUUGGGGUUUUGGUUUUCUGCUGUUUUCUUGGGACCUGUUAGCUCUUUGUUUUGUUUUUUUUGUUUUUGUUUUUGUUUUAGUUUUUGUUUCUGUUAUUCUUCUACAUGUGCAAAAAACUUCAGGGAAGGAGAUCAUCCAAGAAAGGAGGGAGGGGAAAGAGAAGAGUUUUGUGUUUUUUCCUCCACACUUUUAUUUCUCUUCCUGCUGAAAUUUCAGUGGAAGACGGCACCCUGCAGACUGGAUGUUCGCAGUUGCCACUUCAUUUAGCCACACAGAUCGUGCCCAGAAGGUGUAUUCCCCGUAAAGUUUCUCAUGACAGGGUUGAGUUCCCUGCCUCCCCCGGAGCCUUAAAGUACUAGAGAGAGAUGCUGGGCUUCCUAGGAAUGGGGGCCCCAUCCCUCCGGCUUAGGAAAGGAGCCCUCAGGGCGGUGGCAGUGCAGGGAAGGAACGGUGAAGGGGCUCAGCCUGGGAAUUUUGACAGGCUUUUCCUCCUCCCAUUCCUCCCUCCUCCCCCUGCAAUGAAAAUGUAAACACACACUUUUCUUGCUCACACACGCAGGCAAAUAUCCCAAACGUGACUGACUAUCCCCACUGCAUCAGUGUCACUCGGUGUUUCCCUGCCUCGCCAGCCUGCGCGUUUGUCCCCAUCUGCAGCAUCUGCUUUAUCUCUGCACCCGAGGCAGACACCUGCGUGGAGAGGGUCAGCUCCCCCUCCUGGCUCCCGGGACACCCCAGCCACCAGCCUCUGUCUGCAGAGGGGUGAGGGGGGCGGGGGUAGCAAGGCCCAGGGGCAGGGGUGAAAGGAGCAGCUUACAGGCCUGUGCCCCCCCCCCCUUGGGGCAUGAGUGGGGACCCUGGCUCCACACCCCCCACCCUCCUGGAACAGAAACUCCCCUACAGCUGAGCUUUGUGCAAGUCAAUUUGUUUUACAAAUUCACACUGUUAGAAUUGCUCAGACCCUCCUUGACUUUGGCUUUGUUUUUGCAGCAGCAAAACAUGCUGUCACCUGCUGGGGGCUGGGCCUUCCCGCCCACCCCAGGCCAAGCCGCUCACCAAUGCCCUUCCACCUGUGGCCCAGCCAGGGCCUGCGCAUGGACGUGCCGUGCUUGCUGGUCUCCAUUUCCUGGGGGUGGGGGGGGGGCAGGUGGCAAUUCUCCCAACCCUGCAGAGCUGGUGGGUUCUAGUCCCACAUUGUUGGGCCUCCAGCCUGAAGUCUGGGAAACCUGGGAGCCGGGGCAGCAAGCAGGACAGCAGCUGGGUCCCCUGCAGGUGAGGCCGUGGGCGUGGCGAGGGCGUCAUUGCUGGGAGAGAGACGCUGCCCUUCCUUUAUGUUUUUACACAGACACGUGUUCUCUUCCUUUAUAAUAACAACCAACAAUUCUGUGGGCUCCCAGGACUCCUCAGCAUGAAGACAGGGCCAGGGUCUCCCUGCCCCUCCCAGCAUGGAUGCAUGGGGGGGGCACCCCUGCGCUCUGGCGUCCUCCUGGCCCCCGGAGCAUGAACUUGCUGCGAGUGGGCACCACUGCCCGGAAGUGGAUCUGUUAAGCUUCGAAUGGAACUGGUAUACCCCCGGGAACCACUGUGUCUGACUUAAAAUAUACCCUUUCACCAUUGUCAUGAGCGUAUCAUGCACAAGGCUCCAUAGGGAAAGCAAGCUGGACCUUUUUUCAGACUGUUGCGGACUUUUUUUUGGCAAUGAAAUGCUUUAUUGAUCCAAAGGUGCAAGGAACUAACUACACUCCGUAUUUCAUCAUUGUCACUAGGAUGCCUGCUGUGUUUUUCAGGCAGAAAAGAUGAGCUUUCAUAUCCACCACUCUAAAUCAAAGUCUUUCUGUGCCCACUGCUCCACAGAACAGCAUUGCUCUCUUGGGGAAAUGGAUGGGCUGAGUGUCAGGGCCCAGUUAGCAGGGAGCCCUUCCAUAACAUCCCAUCUGUGUGUGCCGGCCGUGAAUCCACGACAGCAGCAGGAAGCAAGCCUGGGCAGAUGCCUUCAGACCUUAAUUUAUUAACAAGGCCCAUGACUUUGUGUUUCUUGAUGACAAACGUUUAUGUUUGGGGACUUCUUUUUCCCAUUUGAGAAGUUGUAAUAUUUAUAAGUUUCCUGCUUAAGCUGUGCCUUUCAGCUUCAAAGGGUUUCAGGAACACUAAGGGUGAUGAUAGUCACGAGGGUUGGUUUAUUCUCAAACCUGGAAUAGCUGUGGUUUCUCCAGUAAACUUUUCUUCUACUGAACAAGGAGCCAUUAUUAAAAGAGUUGUGUUUUUUUAUUAUGUAUAUUGUAUAAUAUUUUUUUGCUUGCUUGGACCUUAUAUUUUUCUAAUAGUUUCUUAUAUAAUUGUGAUACUAUAUUUAGUUUCUGAUGCUAACUGCAAGUCGGGUUGGUCUCUGCUGGUCCCUCCUGGGUUUUUUUUUGUUUUUUUUUUGCUUUUAAGGACAAACGUAGUUAUCAUCCGUCGCCUUUAAAAAAUGUGAACCUCUGUGUCCCAUUCAUGCCAACAACUUCCUGCCAUACUUUAUGUUGUAAAAUCAAACUAUUUUUGGUACAUUAUCUCAUGCUUCUCCAACUUCUAAUAAAUUAUGUCUGGCUUCA